Molecule: messenger RNA, 2463 nt
Organism: Harmonia axyridis
Lineage: Eukaryota; Metazoa; Arthropoda; Insecta; Coleoptera; Coccinellidae
Exons: 1
Coding region: 1-2463 (820 amino acids)
Biological process (GO): DNA integration
Molecular function (GO): nucleic acid binding
Source: RefSeq, a predicted model, not a curated record
AUGCUUAUGGGCGAAGGUUUUGAAUUGCGAAACUUCAGUUCCAACGAACCACCUAUCCUUACUGAUCUUUGUGGGUCAGAAGGAAAUUCAAUCAAACAUCUCGUUAACGAAUCGCAAAGUACGGAAACUUUGGGAAUUUAUUGGAACUCCACAUCAGACUGCUUCAUCUAUAACUCACAAUUGUCCCUUGAUUAUCCAAAUCCAGUCACGAAGAGGAACAUUUUGUCAACCAUUUCCCAAAUCUUUGACCCUCUAGGUCUCCUUGGUCCUGUCAUAGUUCAAGCAAAAAUUUUACUCCAGCAGCUAUGGCUAGCCAAUCUCAAUUGGGAUGAUCCUAUUUCAACUAAUCUUAACAAGGCUUGGAUUCACUUCUGUAAACAACUCCAAAGAGCCAACAUUUUGGAAAUCCCCCGUCAUGUCAUUCAAAGAGACCCUAUUAGUGUACAAAUACACGGAUUUUGUGAUGCAUCUAUUCAGGCAUAUGGCGCAUGCAUAUAUUUGAGAUCGCAAAAUAGCAACCUAUUAUGUGCGAAAUCACGCGUUGCCCCUCUCAAGACCAUUUUCUUUCCUAGACUAGUGUUGUCAGGUGCCUUACUAGUAUCAAAGCUGGUAAAUGAGGUGAUCCAGUCCAUGAACCUUAACUUUGAGUCAGUUUACCAUUGGACUGAUUCAACCAUUGUCUUAGCAUGGUUGAGUGCCGAACCUCGUACAUGGAAAACUUUUGUGAGCAAUAGAAUUUCUGAAAUCCAAGGUCUAUCUGACAACAACAACUGGAAUCAUGUACCUUCAAAGGAAAAUCCUGCUGAUAUUAUUACUAGAGGGAUCAAUCCUACCGAUCAUGAAGGUGCGAAUUUGUGGUGGCAUGGGCCACAUUUUCUAAAUAAAUCUUCAGAUAAUUGGCCACAAGAACGUCACAUCUCGAACUAUUCGCGUACAGCUUCAACACUUGACGAAUAUAAUCAAAACCACACUUUCAUGCUAAUGUCAGGUAAUAAUUUCAUUUCCGAAAGAUUCUCAAACUAUUCUGAGAUGAAACGUGUCAUAAUUUAUUGUUUGAGAUUCGCUGAAAAAUCAAGAGGAAAACAAGAUACUGAAAUGAACUCACUAAAAAUGAGUCCUUUUGAGUGGCAAAACACGAAAAAUUUGCUGCUCAAACUCGUUCAAGCCGAUGAUUUGAAAGAUUCAACAUCUACGAAAUCGUUCAAGUUUUCCAGUUGUCUGAAAUCUUUAAACCCCUUUUCAGACACUAAUGGCAUACUCCGAGUGAGAGGCAGAAUGGAACAUGCAAACGUUAGUCCCGAUACUAAGCAUCCUAUUCUCAUUCCAAAAAAACACCAAUUUACAGCGAUGCUAGUGCGGCAUGUUCAUGAAAUUAAUUUUCAUUUUGGCUGUCAGGCAACCCUUUCUUUUAUAAGAAGGAGGUUCUGGUCAUUAAAUGGUCGCGAUGCGGUACGUAAUAUCCUCCACCAAUGCAUACCAUGUUUCCGAGCCAACCCACCAAUACCUUCGAAUCAAAUGGGCAACCUUCCUGCUCCACGCGUAACCCCUUCUCGCGUUUUCUCCAAUUGUGGUCUCAACUAUGCUGCACCAUUUCGUCUGAAAGAUGGAAAAUAUAAAAACCGAAAAAUCCUAAAAUGUUACGUAUGCAUAUUCGUGUGUCUGUCUACAAAGGCGAUUCAUAUUGAACUCGUAAGUGAACUAACCACUGAAGCGUUUAUGGCAGCAUUCAAGCGGUUUGUAUCUAGACGAGGAAUGUGUACAAAUCUUUAUUCGGAUAAUGGAUCCAACUUCAUUGGAGCCAGAAAUAAAUUCAAGGAAAUAUAUAAAAUUCUAUCUAGUAAGCCAAUACAAAAUCAUUUUGAAAAUACUCAAAUGCAGUGGCAUUUUAUACCUGCUCGUUCAGCCCACUUUGAAGGGCUUUGGAAAGCCGCUGUGAAAUCGGUAAAGCAUCACCUCAAACGCAUUUUAUUCACCGAUCAUUAUACUUAUGAAGAGUUUAUGACUAUAUUAACGCAGAUAGAAGUUACUCUAAACUCGCGUCCUCUCGUUCCCUUAUCCUUUGACCCCAAUGACCUCGAGGCGAUCACUCCAGGACACUUCAUCAUCGGAGAACCAUUGAAUGCCGCUCCUCAACUCAGCGUCGAUGACACAAAGCUUCAUCACUUGAAUAGAUUUCAGCACUCACAAAAACUAGUACAAAGUUCUUGGACCAGAUGGAGAAAUGAUUACCUACAUAAUCUCCAUCAAAGUCCCGAGAGGCAAUUCAAGAAAGAAGUCAAAGAGCUGAUAGGCAGACUCGUACUCCUUCGUGAUGAACAUUCCUUACCUCAGCAGUGUGCCUUGGGAAGAAUAACCUCUGUGCAUCCCGAAACAGACAAUAUUGUUCGUGUUGUUAGUGUCCGUACCAAGAACGGAAUUGUGAAAAAAACAAUUUGCAAAAUAAGAAUCUUGCCAGUGAAUUAA